Meloidogyne enterolobii is the source of this 486-nucleotide messenger RNA. NCBI's taxonomy places the organism in Eukaryota, Metazoa, Nematoda, Chromadorea, Rhabditida, Meloidogynidae. The record is from the annotation of a GenBank genome assembly.
UUUUUAAAAAUUGUUUGGACGAUUUGUAUACUUUGUUGUUUAACUUUUCUUUAUUUUUCCUUAUUAGAUAGGACUUCUAAUCUCAAAUUUACUUUAAUGUCAAAGAGAAAAAUCAACGACGAUACAGAACUACAAAAAACAGAAGAAGAAUCCUCAUCACAACCUUCAGCAAAAAUUGCGCCAAUAUUUCUCAACGCUUCUGCUCAAAAAAUUCAUGGAACAUGGCGCGUUUUGACUGAUCAAUUAAUGAUUUACACACCUCAAGGAAUUUUGCACCGAUCAAAAAUUGCUGGUUUUGAUAUGGAUGGCACUUUAAUUAAAACAAAAUCUGGACGUGUUUUCCCUCUAAAUAAUGAUGACUGGCAAUUUUGGUCAAGAGGUACUAUUGGAAAAUUGAGGAGAUGUCAUGAAGAGGGGUUUAAAUUGUGUAUAUUUACAAAUCAAAUGGGAAUCCAGGCUUGUGAUUUUCUAAUAUUCAGGGGUUAG